Molecule: messenger RNA, 884 nt
Organism: Gallus gallus (chicken)
Lineage: Eukaryota; Metazoa; Chordata; Aves; Galliformes; Phasianidae
Product: ly6/PLAUR domain-containing protein 1-like
Exons: 3
Coding region: 376-780 (134 amino acids)
Source: RefSeq, a predicted model, not a curated record
CUCCCCAAACCCCUUCUGCCUAAUCCAACUGAAUUAGAGGAUUUUGAAGUGGAUUUAAAACUAAAUCUUGAUUAGGGAGAAUUUCUCUCCAAGAGCUGCUGCACAGUAGUAUUAAUGGGAAGCGAUCGUGGACAGAGGAAAUAGGACAGAAAUAACCGAGGGUAGCACAGACGUCUGUGCACAAACUGAAAGAAUCAGAGAAUUUCUCGGGAGGAAAAGGGAGAAAUUAAGCGUCGACAUAACAGGACUCGGUGCCACGGGGCUGGAGGAGCGGGGAGCAGCCGGACCUGCAGAUCUGCCUUUAUUCGGCGCAGGGCUUGCAGGUGGGAAGCCAGCGGUGUGUGGAAGCCAGGAGGACAGGCAGCCCGUGCCCCCAUGCUCUCAGGACACAUGCCUGGAGGUGCCCAUGGGAUCCUCUCUCUGAUGACUGUGGUGUUUGUCCUCCCAGAGGUGUCUGGGCUCCAGUGCUACGGCUGCAACAUCAUCGUUGGCACCAAGUACGUGGACACGGGGUGCUCGAACCCAGAGGUGAUCACCUGCUCACACUCCCACCAGGGCUUCAAACACCGGUUCUGCAUUAAGACUGAAAGUGUGGUCCUGGGCAUCCUGCUGACCAGCGGCUGUGCCACCUCCCGUCACUGCCAGCAGCAGGAGCUGCCGGGGGUCCGCAUCCACUGCUGUGACACCGAUCUCUGCAAUGGCUCUCCCCAGCCUCCCCCCAGCCUCGCUGGUGGCUGCCUCCUGCUGCCCAGCCUCCUGGCAGCCCUGCUGCUCUCCUGAGCUCCCCAAGGCUGGGGAGUGAUGUGUGGCCCUCAGGGGGAACAGGAGAGGGGAUGAACCCAUCCCUGCUUGCCCCUCUCCUCAAUAAAAGCCACCAAAUGCUU